Molecule: messenger RNA, 1440 nt
Organism: Prosopis cineraria
Lineage: Eukaryota; Viridiplantae; Streptophyta; Magnoliopsida; Fabales; Fabaceae
Product: peptide methionine sulfoxide reductase-like
Exons: 4
Coding region: 265-1065 (266 amino acids)
Biological process (GO): cellular response to oxidative stress
Cellular component (GO): cytoplasm
Molecular function (GO): peptide-methionine (S)-S-oxide reductase activity
Source: RefSeq, a predicted model, not a curated record
AAUUGGCGGUUCUACCCUUGGAUCGUGCGGUGUGCGGGUCAUUUCGUGUCAGGCUUGAGGACUUUCGUUAACUUUCGAUUUUUCGAACCACCGAGAAAACGGCACCGUUUUACUGAGAAACGCUCUUGGGCAGAGGGAGAGAGAGAGAGAAACGUUAUUCAGGUAGUUUAUCUUCGUCAUCGUCGUUCGCUCCUCAAUCACCAUCCAAAUCUUCCCUUAUUUUUUCUUUUCCUGUCGGAUUCUCACUCUUGGCUAGGGUCGAAGAUGAAUAUUUGUACGGCAGCAGCAACCAGCAGCAGUUGCACCUCCACAACUAGCUCGAUUCUGGUUUUCCUCUCAUCAUCAUUCUCCAAUUCUACCAAAACCAAGUUCCUCUCUUCAGUUUCUAGAUUCUCUUCCAAGCGUAUUUACUCCUUCCCUCAAACUCACCGACGUGUUGCUGUUUGCAAGCCCUCGAUGAACUUGUUGAACAGACUUGGGUUUGGUAGUAUGAGGGCUUCUGAGAAUAUGGAUUCUUCAAUUCCUCAAGGUCCAGAUGAUGACAUACCUGCACCAGGCCAGCAGUUUGCCCAGUUUGGUGGUGGUUGCUUUUGGGGUGUUGAAUUAGCCUUUCAAAGGGUGCCUGGGGUAACUAAGACUGAGGUUGGGUACAGUCAGGGAUAUUUGCACAACCCAACCUAUGAGGAUAUUUGUACCGGGACCACAAACCACUCAGAGGUCGUCAGGGUCCAAUAUGACCCCAAAGAAUGCAGCUAUGACACUUUGCUUGAUGUGUUUUGGGAUAAGCACGAUCCUACCACUCCAAAUCGACAGGGAAAUGAUGUGGGAACACAAUACAGAUCUGGAUUAUACUAUUACACGCCUGAACAAGAGAAGGCAGCCCGAGAGUCGGUGGAAAGACAACAGAAGAAGUUGAACAGGAAGAUCGUUACAGAGAUUCUUCCCGCCAAGAAGUUCUACCGGGCAGAAGAAUACCAUCAGCAAUACCUUGCGAAAGGAGGUAGAUUCGGUUUCAAGCAGUCUGCUGCUAAAGGGUGCAACGAUCCAAUUCGAUGCUAUGGCUAAGAUUGUGAAUGUUACUAUAAGGAGCAAAAGUACCAGUUCCUGGGUGCUGCAUGUCUAUAGCUUGUGAUGUUAAGUAUCUGUCUUUUUUUUUUUUUUUAGCCAGUGGAGUUGGAAUGCUGUGUUGUUUAAACCUUUUUAAUAUUUUUGGUAAUGGCGUGUGAUAGAAAUAGAGAUGAGGUGGAAAAAAGUCUUAGAAUUGAAAAUGAUAGAAGUCUAGAUGCAUGAGGUGUGAAUGCAAGUCAGUUGUUAUGUCUGUUUCAUUAGUUCAUUGAGGCUGACUCUUUCUUGUAAUUCACUGUGGUACUUUGAGAAGGGAAUAGUCCCUAAGGAACAAAGCAAUAAAUUGAAUUUAUAGUAGUUGGCAUUAUUGGUUUA